Molecule: messenger RNA, 1179 nt
Organism: Saccharomyces cerevisiae S288C
Lineage: Eukaryota; Fungi; Ascomycota; Saccharomycetes; Saccharomycetales; Saccharomycetaceae
Gene: FPR4
Product: peptidylprolyl isomerase FPR4
Exons: 1
Coding region: 1-1179 (392 amino acids)
Biological process (GO): nucleosome assembly
Cellular component (GO): nucleus
Molecular function (GO): macrolide binding; peptidyl-prolyl cis-trans isomerase activity
Source: RefSeq, marked reviewed
AUGUCUGAUAUGCUUCCAUUGGCUACGUAUAGCCUGAAUGUUGAACCAUACUCCCCAACCCCAGCUCUGAACUUCAAAAUUCCGGUUACCAUUAGAAUCACAAUGGCGGCCAUCGACCCUGAGCCCUUUGACGAUGACAAAAAGCCAUCUACUUUAAGAAUAAUCAAAAGGAAUCCUGAACUCACUCGCGGUGAGUACUACAACCAAGAUAACAAUGACGGCCUCGAAGAGGAUGAAAGUGAAAGUGAACAAGAAGCAGAUGUACCAAAAAGGAGUGUCAAAUCAAAAAAAGGUAAGGCAGUCGAGCAAAGUGAAUCAGAAGACUCUGAAGAUGAAAACGAAAUCGACGAUGAAUUCGAAGAAUGCGUUCUUUUAACCUUAUCUCCAAAAGGCCAAUAUCAACAAGCUUUGGAUAUUACCAUUGCACCAGAGGAAGACGUUCAAUUCGUCGUUACCGGUUCAUACACUAUCUCUCUAACCGGUAACUACGUCAAACAUCCAUUCGACAAUUCUUCAGAUUCAGACGAAGAUGAAGAAGACUAUUACAGUGACGAAGAAUCUUCCAAUGGAGAAGAAGAAGAAGAAGAAGAAGAAGAGGACGAUGAGGAACUAAGUUCCGGUGAUGACGAUCUUGAUGAUUUAGUAGAUGCUAGUGACAUCGAAAGUCGUCUUGAUGAAUUAGUCAAAAAGGACGAAAAGAAGAAAAACAACAAGAAGGACAGUAAAAGGAAACAUGAGGAAGAUGAGGAAGAAAGUGCUAAACCUGCCGAGAAAAAACAAACGACCAAGAAAGACAAGAAAGCAGAGAAAGUUAAAGACUCGGAAGAGAGCAAACCAAAGCCAAAGACGAAGCUACUGGAAGGCGGUAUUAUCAUUGAAGACCGCGUCACAGGAAAAGGCCCACAUGCCAAAAAGGGUACCAGAGUUGGAAUGAGAUAUGUUGGUAAGUUGAAGAACGGGAAAGUUUUUGACAAGAAUACAAAGGGUAAGCCUUUUGUUUUUAAGUUGGGCCAAGGCGAAGUAAUUAAAGGAUGGGACAUCGGUGUUGCUGGUAUGGCGGUCGGUGGUGAGCGUAGAAUUGUCAUUCCUGCUCCAUAUGCCUACGGUAAACAAGCUUUGCCCGGUAUUCCUGCUAACUCUGAAUUGACAUUUGAUGUUAAAUUGGUCUCCAUGAAAUAG